This is a messenger RNA of Topomyia yanbarensis, 1019 nucleotides long. RefSeq names its product peritrophin-1-like. Gene Ontology annotation, molecular function: chitin binding. The record is from RefSeq and is a predicted model, not a curated record. Gene Ontology annotation, cellular component: extracellular region. The coding region runs from base 87 to 938 and encodes 283 amino acids. The transcript has 2 exons. NCBI's taxonomy places the organism in Eukaryota, Metazoa, Arthropoda, Insecta, Diptera, Culicidae.
UAUAUGUCGGUAAUUUGCAGUCCGUAUAAAUUGCCAGUCGUUUUCGGUGGUUCUGUACAUUUCGUACCCACAAUCACGCAAGAAUCAUGAAAGUUCUUGCCCUUUUGGUUACGUUCGGUCUCGUCACCGGGGGUUUAUCCUCGCUACUGUGCCCGUUCAAAUUUGAUCCAUCCGUUACGGUUCACCUUCCACAUCCGACCGAUUGCGCCAAGUACCUAACCUGCGUCGGAUCCAGUCCGGUCGAACAGUACUGCCCGGCGGGGCUUCAUUGGAACCAAGAUCUCAACCUAUGCGAUUAUCCUCGUGCAUCUCGUUGCACCCGUGGCUCCGCCCCGCAGUUAGCAAGAUUCAAUCUUAGUACCAUUGCGGUUAGCCGGCACUGUCUGCCGGCAACCGACCAGUGUUCGGAGAACUCUGACCAACAGGAGGAUGUGGUAUUUUUGAAACAUCCCGACUGUCGAAAGUUCUAUGCUUGCGUUUCUGCCCAACCGGUGGAACUGAAUUGCCCCAGGAAUUUAUAUUGGAAUGCGGAAAGUUGCGCCUGCGAUUAUCAGAUUGAUGAUACGUGCGAUGAAUUCUACGUGAGGAACCCCGGCGGAGAGAUUGAGGAAGAUGCUCAGGUGGAGUCUGAAAAUGAUGGUGAGGAAGAUGUGGAAGAGGGGGAAGAACCAAGUGGAGGAGAUCAGGAGUCAUUAGGUGACGUGGAAAUCUCACCAGAGCAGUCGGAUCAGGUGGAAGCUGAAUCAAACCCAGCGCAAUCGGAUGUAGAGUAUGCUGAACCUGUCCCAGCCGCUUUCAGAUUUCGUCGCGCAGUAAAUAGUGGAAAUUCUGAAGCAACUACCAGUUCAAGUUCUGACCCAGUACAAUCAGGUGCUGUCGAACACUCUGUGGUUUCUGUUGCAGUACUAAUUGUAACUCUUGUAAUGAGUUCAUUGUAAACUUAAGAAUCGGUUGAACAUUAUGGUGACGGGGUUUGAAAUAAAAAUAUAUUAUAAUAUAUUAUUGCAUAUAUAUCUUUA